Messenger RNA from Rhincodon typus (whale shark), 7307 nucleotides. RefSeq names its product coenzyme Q6 monooxygenase (gene coq6). Bases 1 to 1296 code for a protein of 431 amino acids. The record is from RefSeq and is a predicted model, not a curated record. The transcript has 12 exons. Gene Ontology annotation, molecular function: oxidoreductase activity, acting on paired donors, with incorporation or reduction of molecular oxygen, NAD(P)H as one donor, and incorporation of one atom of oxygen; 2-octaprenyl-6-methoxyphenol hydroxylase activity; FAD binding. Gene Ontology annotation, cellular component: mitochondrion. Lineage: Eukaryota; Metazoa; Chordata; Chondrichthyes; Orectolobiformes; Rhincodontidae. Gene Ontology annotation, biological process: ubiquinone biosynthetic process.
AUGGCAAAUCUCUUUUUAAACUUGUUAUUCACUUAUUUUUAUUUCUCUGCAGCUUAUGAUCCAAAUCUGUUAGAGAAAAAGAUCCUGCUUUUGGAGGCUGGAAAUAAGAAAGCAGACGGACAGCUGCCAGAAUUGUACAGUAACCGAGUGAGCGCACUUACUCCAGGCAGUGCAGCAUUCCUAAGCCGUUUGGGAGCUUGGGAUCAUAUAUGCAACAUGAGGUACAAGCCAUUCAAGAGAAUGCAGGUUUGGGAUGAAUGCUCAGAUGCAAUGAUUACUUUUGAUAAAGCUAACCUGUUGGAGGACAUGGGCUUCAUCGUUGAGAAUGAUGUUUUAUUGUCAGCUUUGUCUAAACAACUGACUGCUGCUGACAGGGUGCAUGUGUUAUACAGAAGCAAAGCGGUGAACUAUACCUGGCCAGAACCAUGCCUGUCACCUGAUAUGAAUCCAUGGGUGCAAAUUGAACUGGCUGAUGGGAAUAAACUUCAGGCAUCAGUACUGAUUGGUGCAGAUGGUCCAAACUCAGUGGUACGGCAGUCCGCUGGUAUUCAGACUAUGCAGUGGAAAUAUGAUCAAUCUGCUGUGGUUGCUACUCUUCGCCUUGCUGAACCUACUGACAACAAUGUGGCUUGGCAGAGGUUUCUGGUGACCGGGCCGAUCGCAAUGCUUCCGCUCUCUGAUGAUCUCAGUUCCUUGGUGUGGUCAACUUCUCACCAGCAUGCAUCUGACCUGCUCAGUAUGGAUGAAGAGACUUUUGUUGAUGCUAUUAAUUCAGCUUUUUGGAGCAAUGAGAAUCACACUGAAUUCAUUGACACUGCAAGCUCCAUAUUAAAGACAGCUUUAACGUUUCUGAUGCCAUCGGGCACAUCAGUACGCCAGCUGCCACCAAGCGUGGCUCAUAUUGACCCAAAAAGCAGGGCUAUAUUUCCACUUGGACUGGGUCAUGCCACGAAGUAUGUCGGACCACGUGUUGCUCUCAUCGGGGAUGCUGCACACAGAGUUCACCCAUUAGCAGGGCAGGGAGUCAACCUGGGCUUUGGGGAUGUUGCCAGUCUCUCUCAACAUCUCAGUGAGGCAGCCUACAAUGGCGAAGAUUUAGGAUCCACCAACCACCUCAAUGCAUUUGAAACAGAGCGUCAGAGACAUAAUCUCCCUGUCAUGGCUGCAAUAGACCUGUUGAAAAGGUUGUAUUCAACCAAAAGUAUACCACUGGUCUUGCUGAGGAGUCUUGGUCUGCAGGCGACAAAUGCAUUUGUACCUAUUAAGGAGCAAAUCAUGGCAUUUGCCAGUAGGUGAAUUGUAUUCUGCAUCUACCCUGGAUUUCUUCUAUCUGUGGAGGAUGCUGCAAGUCUGGCUGCUCGGAAAUUUUUAUUUUGGGUUCCUGCUGUUCACUGUAAAGGACUGAUUUGUUAUCUUUUCUAAUUUAUUACAUUGGAAUUGAAUACAUAGUACAGUACAAAUCAAAUAUUUACUAUCAAAAAUUCCUUGGCAGGCUGCGUCUAACAUACAGUAUGGCACAGAGCUGUGUACAGCAUGGGUGAUGAAUGGUGCAAGAAAUCCAGAAACAUUUAGAAUGACCUUAUCACCCAAUCAUUGAUGAAGUUUGUUUGUGAUUUGUGACAGUCCAAUGCAUUGUUACAUUGUAUAAAGAAAAACACAAAUUAAUUCAGGCCCGCGAAUCUUAACAAGUGGAUUAAAAGGAGAGAAGGCUCAUAAAUCUUAACAAGUGGAUUAAAAAGAGAGGUCACUUGAAUGCUUACAUGUAUUGAAGUGUUCUGCUUUAGACUGAAAUAUACACUGUGAUCACUGUCAUUUGUUUAUGGGAAGGGAGCACAGCAACUUGUUUUGUGUGAACAGUAUGCACGAACUUCACAUAGUGGUGUAUGUUGAACUAUUACUGUGUUUCAAGAAAUCUGAACCUGUUGUAUCUGAUGCCGUCUGAGUCAGUGCAGGGUUAAGGUAAAGCGAGAAAGCAAACUGAGACAAACACUAGAAGAGGGCUAAUUAACACUUGCAAAUGGUACUUUUAUAAAAUAAGGCCAAAGAGUGAAAUUACAGAUCAGAGACGAAAGUAACACUCAUGUUCUGUUACUAAUUUUGAUGUACAUACAUGAUAAAUUGUGGACUGAUAUUGCAAGUGGUGUCUUCAGAACUGACAGAACUUCUGAAGUGAAUGGUCACAAAAUAGCAGGGUUUCUAAAAGUCAAGAUUGCAAAUUAAGCAGAUCUUUCAGAUGUUUCCUGGGUAAACUGCAGAUACAGAUGGUUGUGUGUCACUUGGGCUCAGUCCAUCAGUGAACUUGGGUAUAGAUUGACUUUCCAACUAUUUUUACUGGAGCAGGAUGCAUUUGCUUCCAGAGUUCAACUUCUGACCUUUGAGUGCUGUGGAUUUUAAAAUCUAGCUUUAAUACUUCCACGAAUACAGUGAAUUGAGAUGAAAUACAGAUGAAAAUCUCACUUUGUCUGUUAACUUUUUUUUAGUCAAGUUACCUUGGUAUCUGUUAAUCUGGACAAUGGUUUAAUAGGUACUAUUUUUGAAAACUUAUUGCACUCCAAAAGCAUAUUCAUUGUCCUGUUUUAAUAUAAAUCACUAUUAUUUUAGUACAGUACCAGUUGGUAAUUUAACAGCCUGCUUGCUAAUGUUUUAUGGGUCUGAAGACAUCUCCUUGCCAAAUAAGAGAUUUGCCCCUGAACCAUUUUUUGACUUUGUACCUAGGUACAUGUGACAAUAAUAAAUCAAAUCAGUGAAAAGUUUUGUACCGACAGAUCAUACCAUACAAAGUACAUUACGGUAAUAGAACAGAGCAAGGAAUACAAUGUUACGGCUGCAGAGAAAGGCGCACAAAGAGCAAGAUCAGUAUUAAAUUUAAAAUUUGAGGAGUCCAUUCGAAAGUCUAAUAACAGUGGGGGAAAAAGCUGUUCUUGAAUCUGUUGGCAGUGUUUAAGCUUUUGUAUCUCGUGCCCGAUGGAAGAGUUUUCUAGCCCAUUAAAUGGUUUUAGAAUAGGGAAAAGUGCUAGAAUCUAUUAUAAAGGAUGUGAUUGUGCUAUAUAUGAUCCUGUGCGCUUCAAUACGUAAUAGUAUUCCCUGCUUAUAGAGCUGUAUUCUGGAAGGAUUAAAGAUUAAUGUUUAGCUUCUUAGCUGCAUAGUCUACUGGAAACCAUGUUGCACAACAAACAGCCUACCUUAAGCAUCCUUACCUGUUUCAAAUAAACCCAUCCUUCAAAUUCAAGAGGAAGGUAUUGUCAGUAAAACAUGUUCCAGCUUUGUCUUUAGUUUGCAUCAGAGAUGCGGGAGCUAAGUAUAUUUUAUUAAAUAUAGAUUUAUUUCAACUUGAAGUGACCAUGUUCAAAGUGGUAAACCAAGUGAAUAGCUGUGCAGGAACUUUAUUUUAAAUUGCCACUGCUGAAGCAGGUGGGACUUCAACCCAGGUUUUCUGACCCAGAUGUAGGGACGACAGCAUUGCACCACGAGUCCCAACUGGUAUAGAUAAAAUGGAAUUGUCUGUCGUUCAGAGAUUGUGGAGCUGCUUCCAAAUGUGGGUGAUGCAGUAGAAAGGAAGGAAAACAGCAAGAAGUACCCUACUUCUCAAUAACCAUUUUUAAUUUUAAAAAUCUGUAGGUUUAAUUCAUGAUAUGUUUAAACAUAUUUUAAUAAGUUCAAUUCACACCAUAUGAUCAGGACAUUGAGAAUAUUACAGUGUGUAGGUGUCCUGAAUUGCUCAAUGAAAUUACUGCAAGUGAACAUUUUAUAUAAAAAUCACUUUUUACAGCCAUCAUGCAGUUAAAAUGUCAUACAAGUGCAAUAUACAUCAUUUUGUACCAGGACACAGAAUAUAACCACAAUAAUUUAGCAGUCACGUGAGAAUCUCUCUCUCUUUCCCCAACAAUACUCUCCUACUUUGAAAGCUUUUGUUGGUUAAAAGCUAGACUCUGAAAAUGAAACAACUUUGGUCAGAGAUAUUUAAAUUUCUGAGACAGUGAUUGGACAAGAGAAUCUGAUGAGCCAAACCCAGCAGCCAGCUGUAUAGAUCAGAAGAUCAAUAAAUAGUGUGAAACAUACUCUUGGCACUACAUUUACCAAAAAUGCCAGUCAAGUUUGGCAACUUUCUGGCACAGUUUGGAUUACUGGAAGUAAGCUAGUUGAAUUAAAUGUUUAAGUUACAUAAUUUUAAUACCUGAUCAGACCAAUUUUUGUUACAGUUACUUAAAAUUGCAGUUCAAAACAGUAUGGUAAGCAGAAUCCUGAGUGGUCUUAUGAACAACAUCAUACUGCUCCAGGUUUUCAUAGAGUUGCAACUUGUAAGGAAAUUAUGUAACAGAUGAAAGUCUGGUUAAGGCAGAGCUUUGGAUGUACUAGUGAUUUGAACCUUUUGAAAUUCAAACUUAUCGAAGAGCUAAAUUGACUUACAAGGUAACAUAUCUAUUACAGUCAUAAUUAAAAAUCUACAUUUAAAUACAUUUGUGGUUUUCGAGGAACAGUAUUUCCCAACAAUCUCUUCAGUGCUUAAUUGCUUUAUAUUUAUUUCCCACUUCCUACCACCUCCAAACAAUUUGAUAUCAGAUAAUGGUCUCCUGGCAAAAUAGGUCCAAGUUAAAAGUCACUGGGAGGCAUUCAAUUUUGGUUGAGAAUAACAACUUCCCACAUUCUUCCGGUUAAAAUGCCAAUCCCUGGCUUUCCCCCACUACUCUCUCAAUUUACUUGUACAACCAACGCUGGUUCUAAUAGGAAGGUUUAAUGUUGUGCUUCUACCAUUGUAAGUGAUUUUAAAAAAAAAUCCCAUCAACUUUGAAAUCAAGCUUCUAAGAAAAAUCUACAUGUAAAAUCAAAUUUGCUGUAAUUUUUAAAAAUCUAGGCAUGUUUUCACUGAAACUCUAAUCUGAACAUGUUUAAAAAUAUCUGCUGUAAUUGAUGAAGGUUUAGAGCUGAUUUACGUCAACAUUUUCUUUUGCAGACUUUUGAGUUUUGUUAAGUAGGAGCAAGCACAAACCAACUUAAGUUAUUAAUUCUGAAAAGGAUUAAAGUAUAUCAAAGUUUCUCUGCAAGUCCAGUAGAAGAGAGCAUAGCACAAUUACUGCCCAUUGACUUUUUGGGAUUGAGGUAUUGAGGAUUUCCACUAUCAGAUGGCAAUGCCAUCAAAUAUAUUUUAUUUUUCUGCUAAUUUUAUCCAAGACAAGUCAAAAAUGUGGCAAUAUAGCAUAGCCUCCUCCCACCCCACUUCCUCAUGAAAUAAUGAGACACGCAGUAGAAGGGAGCAUAUCUCCGAGUUGUUUUCAGUGAAUGGCGUCCAGUUUGGAUGCAGACAUAAAUCAGUGCUCAGACUUAAAACAGGUAACGAUCAUGUGGGUCAGUGCCCCCAUAAAUAAAGUGUCUCAUUAGAUUUGCUUUACAAUUCGUGCAGUGCUCCUCAGUGACUGGAUGAGGUGGAAUGCUGCUCCUAGUGCCCAGCUAGUUUCAAUAUUAUUUACUUUCUUGGUCAGCUGUGAAAAUAAUAAAUGCAAGAAUGAUAAAUACUACAAUACAAUAAAUGUCAAUCUUCAGCAAGCCCAGGAAAGAUUGGGGCAGAAUUGAGUGGGAAGUCACAACAAACACCAUACGAUUUUACUUAUAGGGCAGAAGUCUUUAGAUAGUUGGACUUUCUGCACGACCACAAAGUCAAUAGGAACCUUCACAUCCCCCUGCCUUAAAAAAAAUCCAUCAUCACCACGCCCCUAUCUGUUCCUAAUGGAUAUCUCGCAAACAUUUAACAUACUUAAUCUGGGAAGGAAUUCCCGUCUUAGAGAUUGGCUGACAGUCACUAUUCCCAGCUAUACCACUGGCAGCAAUGGACACUACUGGAACUACUCCAAGAUCCACAGAACAAACUGCCAAGAGCACUUGACACCAAUUACAAACAAAAGUUAUUUAUUUUUUUAGAUAUAAUGCCCAAAUGAUUUUAAAACUUAAAAGCAGAAUUUUAUAUUCUCCAAAUUCUCUGGCAAGUCUUUGGAUGGGAACCAUAAAAUUCUACUUAAGUUCUAAAACCAUCUAGACGUUCUGGCCAAGAAAAAAAUAAAUAGUUCUAGUUUGUAAUUGGUCUCAAGUCCCUUAUUGUUCUUGAUUAGUAAGGAUAUCAAAGGUCACAGACAGAAGGCAAGAGAAUGGGAUCGAGAAACAUCAGCCAUGAUCGAAUGGCAAGGCAGACUUGAUGGGCUGAAUGGUCUAGUUCUGGUCCUAUACCUUAUGGUCUUAAAAAGAUUAUUACACAGUUAAGUUGUACUGAAUUAUCAAUGACUUGGAAUAAACAGAAGACAAUUUGAUAGAGGGAUUCUGUAUUAAUAGUCUAGACUACCUUUAUAAACUUGAUAACAAAAGGAACCAUUUCUGUAAAACUCAAAAUUGAGCCACUAACGACUUUUCUUACAGUCUGUCUAUUGUACAUCAGAAAGUGAAGUCGAAUAGGCAGCACAUUUACCUGUAGUUCUGUGUUAUCAUGGAAUCCAAAACCUUCCUUGAGUAAGGCAGUAAUGUAUGUCAGAUCCAUGCAUAGAAAGGGACUACCUUUGGUUGCUUUACUGAAGUUUUCACACACUGAGGAAUUCAAAAUUCAUAAUUAGACAACAGGAAAACAGGAGUGAUUUACUUUCACUCUGAUCUUUUAGGAGAAAUUGUACUGUAAACACAUCACAACUAGCCGUUACUUUCCUGUACUUCUUAAUAUACAUUUUUACUCCUUUAAAAAGGGCACUACAUUCAUAGAAAAGUACAUAUAGGAGUUACAACACAGAAAUAACAUUGUAUCCAAGAGGUCCAUGCUUCACAUGAGCUUUCUCACACCGUAUUUUAUCUAACCCUUCCUCUCUGGUAUUCAUCUAGCUUUCUCUAAAAUACAUUAAUGCAAUUCAUCACUAACGAUGUGAUAAGAUGAUCAAGAAUUUUCUGCUGAAUUUGUUAAUGUAGAUCUUAUUUCUGAGUUCUAAUGAAGAGUUUCAUACUGGACUGGAAACAUUGAUUAUUUCUCUUUCUAUAUAUGCUGCCAGACCUGCUGAGUUUCUCCAGCAUUUUUUAUUUUUCUUAUUUCAGUUUCUCCUGAUUCUAGACUCUGUGACAAGUGGAACAUCUUUCUAAGUCUACCCUAUCAAACCUCACCAUAAUUUUAAAGAUGUCUAUUAGUCACCCCUCAGCCCUCUCUUUUCUAGACAAAAUUAAACCGUCAGUUCAGUCUUUCCUGACAUGUACAACCUCUUAGUUUAUCAGUACACCUCCCUUCACCAUCUGAAGAAGCAAUGCUCUGAAAGCUUGUGAUUUUAAAUAAAUCUGUUGAACUAUAA